GCAAAGAAAAAGAGAGAGUUGAAUUAGCUAUAGCUAGAUAAGGAGAUGGAGGGCACUGGAUGCUCAAAGACAAGUCCGUGUAACCAAAAUGAUCAGGAGGAGAGCGAGAGUGGAGAGGGCGAAAGUAAGCCUAAAAAUGGUGGAAGCUCAAGCAACAGCACAGUGGAGGAGAAUGACAAGAAGCCGACUGUCAGGCCCUAUGUCAGAUCCAAGAUGCCUAGGCUCCGGUGGACCCCUGAUCUCCAUCUCCGAUUUGUUCAUGCCGUGGAAAGACUUGGAGGACAAGAUAGAGCAACACCUAAGUUGGUUCUUCAACUGAUGAACAUCAAAGGGCUUAGUAUUGCUCAUGUAAAGAGCCAUCUCCAGAUGUAUAGAAGCAAGAAGAUUGAUGAUCCAGGACAAGUCAUAACAGAUCAUAGACAUCUUGUGGAAAGUGGAGAUCCAAAUAUUUAUAACCUCAGCCAACUUCCCAUGUUGCAAGGAUAUAAUCGAGCUGAUGCUCCCAAUUUCAGAUUUGGAGACACAUCAUGGAGUGCUGCAAGAGAAUACUUAAUUCGAAAUCCUUAUACCGGCCGGAUUUUUCCCGAUCAAGGGUUAUUGCAUGGAAGUGUCACGGGGAGGAUUUUAGGUAGCAGCAGCAGCAGCAGCAACUGUUGGCCUAAUUAUAAUUUCAGUACGGGGCCUACGGGCACUUCCCCUUUUGCUCCAUUGCCUAUCUGGAAAAGUACUCACCAAAAUCAUGAGAGCUUCCAACCCCUACCGAAAUUGAUAAAAGAUAAUGUUGCUUUUAGUCGAAGCAUCAUCCCUCCCUCCGGUGACUUCAACUCACCGGAGAGCAGCAAGUCCAUGAAACGGAAGGCGCCGGUUUGCAGCCUGGACUUGGAUCUGUCUCUAAGGCUAACACAAGGGAACCAUGAUCAAGAGUGUAAGCAAAAGGAUGCUGAUGACAAUGAUUUGGAGAGUGAAUUAUGUUUGUCUUUGUGCUCGCCUUCGUCCUCGAAGCUUAGCAGAUUGAAAGAAAAAGAUCAUAGUAAGGAGAAUUCAGGAAGGGUAAGUACUCUGGAUCUGACUAUAUGAAUUUGGAAAUUCUAAGUGAGAUCUUGAGGUACUUAUCUGAAAAAAUGCAUUUUCUUUUUUGGUUCUGUCUCUUGUACCAUCAUUAACAGAAAUCAAUAAAAACAACCUUUAAUUAACUUUUGUCUUGUUUUCUAUCUUGUUCAUUUCAAUGUCUUAUAUAUUAUCUAGUUCUGGGGAUUUGAAUUUUGUGCUAUAAAAAAACAGAAUGUUA
This is a messenger RNA of Rubroshorea leprosula, 1288 nucleotides long. The record is from the annotation of a GenBank genome assembly. Lineage: Eukaryota; Viridiplantae; Streptophyta; Magnoliopsida; Malvales; Dipterocarpaceae.